Drosophila simulans is the source of this 4783-nucleotide messenger RNA. It is a transcript of the gene Psi, whose product is annotated as far upstream element-binding protein 3. The record is from RefSeq and is a predicted model, not a curated record. NCBI's taxonomy places the organism in Eukaryota, Metazoa, Arthropoda, Insecta, Diptera, Drosophilidae. Gene Ontology annotation, biological process: regulation of DNA-templated transcription. Bases 350 to 2761 code for a protein of 803 amino acids. Gene Ontology annotation, cellular component: nucleus; cytoplasm. The transcript has 6 exons. Gene Ontology annotation, molecular function: mRNA binding.
CCGUUAACCAAAUGCAGUGAAAAUCUUGAGGGUGAAAAAAACGCCACCAGUCAAGCAUAAUGCUACACAAUUUUUUUGCAAACGCAUAAUUUUCACAGAAAAGCCGAAAGAAAAGUUAAAAAAAACGUAGAAGAGCACGAAAAAAUAACAGCUCAACUAUAAGGCAGAGUUGGCAUUCAAAAGUAACUAAAACGAAUUUCGUAGGAAGCCAAAUAUAACAUUCAUAGUAUUUUCUCAGCCUUUGUGAAACAAUCAUCGCUUUCGGCUAUUGAAUUUUCAACGCGUGCGGUCAAACAGAAAAAAAAAAUCAUAAAGAACCGAAUUACAUACUUGUUAAAAACCAAGAACUAUGAGCGAGUUCCAGCAACAAGGCGGCAUCAAUCAAUCGCAGGCACUCGCCCAGGCAAUUCAGCGUGCCAAGCAGAUCGCAGCCAAGAUCCAGCCCAGCCAGCAGGGCGGCGCCACAGCGGGUCCAUCGCCACCGUCUUCGGGUGGAGCACCGAGCUUUAAGCGUAUCAACGACGACGGCGAUAGCGGUCCGGAGUCCAAACGCUCCUUGGGCAGUCCGGAAUACGCCAACAAUAGCUCCAACAUGAGCAGCGGCAGCGGGGGUGGUGGUGGCGGCGGCGGAGGUCCUGGCGGUGCCAGCAUUACUCAGGCAAUCGCCCAGGCUGCUGCAGUAGCCGCUCGCUUGGCCGCCUCGGCGGGAACAAGCUGUGAGGAGCAGAUCCGUCUGCCCGAAUCGGUGGCCGGCGCCUUUAUGGGUCGUUCCAGCAACGACACCAUCACCCACAUCCAGGCCGAGUCCGGUGUAAAAGUGCAGGUUAUGCAGGAUCAAGAUCGGGUUAUCAUGCUGCGUGGUCAAAGGGAUACAGUUACCAAGGGCCGCGAAAUGAUUCAGAACAUGGCCAAUCGGGCUGGCGGGGGACAGGUUGAGGUGCUGUUGACGAUCAACAUGCCGCCACCGGGACCUAGCGGUUAUCCACCUUACCAGGAGAUCAUGAUUCCGGGCGCCAAGGUGGGCUUGGUUAUUGGCAAGGGCGGCGAUACCAUAAAACAGCUGCAGGAGAAGACCGGAGCCAAAAUGAUCAUCAUCCAGGACGGACCAAACCAGGAGCUAAUCAAGCCCCUUCGCAUUUCCGGCGAGGCGCAGAAGAUAGAGCACGCCAAGCAGAUGGUGCUCGACCUGAUUGCCCAGAAGGACGCACAGGGUCAGCAGCAGGGUGGUCGGGGCAGCGGAGGAGGUGGCGGCGGUCCAGGCAUGGGAUUCAAUAACUUUAAUAAUGGCAACGGCGGCGAGAGCACCGAAGUCUUUGUGCCCAAAAUUGCAGUUGGCGUGGUCAUCGGCAAAGGCGGCGACAUGAUACGUAAAAUACAAACUGAGUGCGGCUGCAAACUGCAGUUCAUCCAGGGAAAGAACGACGAAAUGGGCGACCGCAGGUGCGUCAUUCAGGGCACUCGCCAGCAGGUCGACGAUGCCAAGCGCACCAUUGAUGGGCUAAUUGAAAACGUGAUGCAACGAAACGGCAUGAAUCGAAAUGGCAAUGGAGGAGGCGGUGGCCCAGGAGGAGACUCUGGCAACUCAAACUACGGCUAUGGAUACGGUGUUAAUCACGCCCAAGGUGGACGGGAGGAAAUUACAUUCCUAGUUCCCGCUUCCAAAUGUGGAAUUGUUAUUGGUCGCGGCGGUGAGACCAUCAAGCUGAUCAACCAGCAAUCUGGAGCGCACACUGAAAUGGAUCGCAAUGCCAGCAAUCCCCCCAACGAGAAGCUCUUCAAAUCUAAGGGCACCACCGACCAGGUGGAGGCUGCCCGCCAAAUGAUUUCCGAGAAGAUCAACAUGGAGCUGAAUGUCAUUUCUCGCAAGCCCAUCGGUGGAGGUCCCGGCGGUGGUGGCGGAAAUUCUGGCGGUGGCCAGAACAACUCCCACCACAAUCAGCAGCAAGGCGGCUAUGGCGGCCAGAAUCAAAUGCAGGGAGGCGAUCCCAACUCGGGAGCUGGCUACCAACAACAGCCUUGGGGUGGACCCUACGGGCAGCAAGGUUGGGAUCCGUCCGGUCAACAGCAGCAAAUGGCCAUGGCUAAUCAAGGAGGCGCUGCUGCUGGAGGAGCUUCCGGUGGCCAAGACUACUCGGCUCAGUGGAUCGAGUACUACAAACAAAUGGGAUGCCAUCGUGAGGCUGAAAUGAUCGAGCAGCAAAUGAAGGCCAAGCAGGCGGGCGGCUCCUCCGGGCCUGUCCAGCCGCAACAGCAGCAACAACCCCAACAGCAGCAACAGUCCCAGCAGCAGCCAGGAGGCGCUGGUGCCGGAGGAGCCGACUACAGUGCCCAGUGGGCGGAGUACUAUCGCAGCGUGGGCAAGAUUGAAGAAGCUGAGGCCAUCGAAAAGACAUUAAAGAAUAAGCAGCAGAACGGAGCUGGUGGACAGAGCAGUACGCCGAAUUCCAGCCAGGGCGGCCCCAGCGCCGGCCAGCAGCAGCCCAAUCCCGCUGCGGCGGCGGCGGCAGCAGCUGCUGCUGCAGCGGCGGCCGGUGGUUAUGGCCAGAGCAUGACGCCCACUCAGUAUGCACAGUAUUCGCAGUAUUAUGCAGCUGCGGCUGCAGCUGGUGGUCAGCCCCAGGGAGCGCCUCAGCCCGGUGGAGGGCAGGGCGGUGGUCCGCCGGGCAACUAUCCUGGCAAUUAUCCGGGCGCUGGCUACGGCGGCUAUCCCGGUGCGCCGGGCCAACAGCAGCAGAAAUCGCACAAAAACGACAAUCACUGAGGACGUUCGGCGGGAUCGGAAUCGUCGGUGGCGGGAAGGAGGUGUAUGUGGGAGUGGAAGCGAACGCCGAAGUGGAAGAUGCUGCGGGUUGAGGACGAUGCAGGUGCCUUGAAUGGGGUGAGUUUUUAAGCUAAAAACAUUUCCAGUAGUUGUCAGAGGAGUGUGUUUAUGUAUAUUCUAUUGAAAUUGAAUUGCCGCCUAUAAAUUAUAUGCAUUACGUAUUUUUGCGUUUUCCAUCUGCUUAAAAAUGAUCGCUUUAUUUUAGAAAAAUCAAUAUUCCUCAUCUGCAUUACAAAUAUUUUACACAAUACAAUUUUGGGUUCACAUUUUCCAAUUAUGUUGGUACGAAUUUGUAUUUUGGGCGAGAUCAAUUUUUCGGAGAGGAUUUUAGGCAAUGAUAAUCAUGUGUCAUAGUAUUGGCCCACAUCGGAUGGGUUGUUUGUUUGCAGAUGAUUAUCAUUUUCCUCCAAAUCUAAGUUUGUUGACUCAAUUGGAAAAUGGUGUGAUCCAUUGCCUACAUUAUGACUUGUAAUAGCCUAACCAAAUCUUGUUUACCAUGCGUAAAACUCUUUGCAGUGAUCUAUUGUUCUACUAUGUCCUAUGUCUUUUAUCCCCCCACAAAACUAGCAAAUCAGAAACGAAUUGAUUUUUAAUUGCAAUAACAACAGCAAAAGCAAAAGCAGAAGCAUCACCAUGGGAUGAAGGCGGACAUCAGGCGAGGACCCGGAUAAAUCGGAGAACGUUAAGCUUUUGCAGAAUUGUAAAUUAAUUAUAUUAACACUGUCUAUUAUUUGGAUACUGCAUAUAAUUUCACCAUUAGCUUGUAAGCGAUUAUCCCGAGAUCCUAAGUCUACUUUUACCUUAUAACUACAUAUAAUUCCGACCGAUUGAAACAUAAUGCUCUUGCUGUUCAUGAUCACCACUUGCACAGACAUACUAAGAGACGCUAAUUGAAUCCGUUUUGGGUGUUUUUUUCAUUUUUUAUACACAUCUGCAUAUAUAUAUUAUAUAUAUAUAUAUUAUAUAUAUAUACAUCGCAUAUAUAGGUUCUUUCACCGUGAAAUCAGGCAACCGAUCUGCAAUGGGCGUUCUAGUAAUUAAAGGCACCCUUUGUUAAACUUCUCAACUUUAAUGGUAGCAAUAAACAAAUCGAACGUUUUAUAUACACGAACUCAUUUUCACGUACUUAGCUUAGCUUAGUUGUACUAGAAGCCAUUUGAACUAUAUAUGAUCGACAUUUACACUUGAUCAUAUAUACAUAUGUCUGCUGAUCUGGUAAGAUUUAAAAGAUUUGAUCGAACCUUUCUUUCAAUUUGAUUCAAGUGAGGGCCUGGUACAAAAGGUUAUCUUCUUUAAUUGAUAUUUAACAUCUUGCAUAACAAUAUUUUCAUCUUUCAGUUCUGGAGAAUCCAUGAAAUCAUUUUUGUAGCACUAAGGUGAAACUGAACUGACUUUUAAAUUAUUUCGUGCUCUAUAAUAUUUUUUAAAAUUAUAAACCUGGUUUGAAUAUACUUGCAAUAUUUACCUUUAAACGAACGCGCAGGAUAAUCAUGCUUGCUUUAAUAUCUAUUUCACCGAAUGCAAACAUAAAGUAUGUUAUUUUCAGAGGCCGCUCUUCAGACCAGUUAAUAGCAGAAAUACGAAAUCAAACCCCAAAACUUUUUCACACUAUAACAAAACAAAAAACAAAAACAAAAAACACGAUGAAAUACGAACCAUACAUAUAUUGUAAAAGUGUCAAACUUGGUAAGAUUGUGUGUUGUUAUUACUGUCUAUUAAACAUAUUGCAAUUGAAACAAUGAAACUUACCCAAUGAAUGUAGGUCUACCAUAAUUUAGUCUUAAUACCGAUAUAUAAUCUAAGUUUUACGUCUCCCCAAAUAUCUGAUUGUUGCAACAGCAGAUCAACCAUAUUGUAACCGUUGUUCGGCCACGCAGGAUCAGUUCGGGACUACCAUCCAAAUCCUGAUCCUCCGUCCUGCGGCCGGCAAAGCAUUGAAUAAACAUUUAAUAUACCAUAUAA